AUUUUAAAUGCAAUAACAGGAAACAAAGUUUGACGAAAAUUUAUAUUCAAGAUAAGUGGCUGUGUUGGGAGCCGAGACCUAAUCCAAACUGAUCUAAAUGAAGUGUUUCAUUCAUGGAUUGAGAGGGGUAUAUAGAUUUAUUAUGGCAAGUUGGGAUUGGAGAUAGCCAAGAAUUUGAUAUUGGCUGGGCCAAAAUCUGUAACCGUAUAUGAUCCAACAGUGUUAUCUAUUGCUGAUUUGGGUUCAAAUUUUUAUGCCUCACUCGAACAAGUAGGAAAGGUCUCAAGACAAGAUGCAGCAAUCAAAUAAUUGAAAGAAUUGAACCCAUAUGUGAGUGUAGAAAUAUACAAUGGAUAAUUGAAUGGGGCCAGUUUGAGUGAAUAUACAGUUGUGGUUCUGACUGAUGUUUGGGACUAGAAAUUCAUCACCGAAGUAAAUGAGGCAGUCAGACAAAAAGGACACGGAUUCAUUUUGGCUCACUCUUCAGGAUUAUUUGGAUCGACAUUCGUUGAUUUCUCAGAUGUAAAAUAUUUGAUUAUAUCUCUAAUAGAAAUUCUAAAUUUUUGAUCCCAAUGGUGAAGAACCAAAGUAGGCAAUUGUGGCUGGAAUCACAAAUGAAGCAGAAGGAAUAGUAAGUACGAUUGAAGAUAAGAGACAUGGAUUUUAGGAUGGAGACAGUGUCACAUUCAGAGAAGUGGUUGGUAUGACAGAAGUGAAUGAAAAGAUCUUUAAGAUAAAGGUAUGAUUAUGAAUGUGAAUAUCAAAGGUGAAAUCCCCAUUCAUGUUCAGCAUCGGAGACACAACAAACUUCUCUUAAUACUUGAGAGAGGGAAUUGCAGUGUAAGUGAAGGUGCCUGAAGACAUUGCAUUCAAAUCAUUCAAUGCAUCAUUGAGUCAUCCUUUUGCACCAGGCAAGAAUGAAUUGGAUUUGAUGGAUUGGGAAAAGAUUGGGAGACCAGAGCAAUUACACAUUUCAUAUAAUGCAUUAUUAUAAUUCGCAUAAUAAAAUGGUAGAUGGCCAGGAUUAUUGAAUUAGGAGGAUGCCUAAAAAGUUUGGGAAUUAGCAUAACAAAUCAAUAAUUCAGACAGAGGAGAAGGAGCAUUAAAAGCAGAAUUGGAUGAGCAAUUGGUAAAGAACACUGCAUUGUAUUUCUCAGCCUAAAUAACUCCCUUGACUUCAUUCUGGGGUGGUAUUGUGGCCUAAGAGAUCGUCAAAUACACAGGUAAAUUCAGUCCAAUCAGAUAAUGGUUACACAGUGAAUUCUUUGAAGCCUUACCUGAAACAGAGGUUAACAGAACAUUGUUGAAUAGUCAAUAUGAUGAUUAUGUUGCAAUCUUCGGAAGAGAAGCAUUACACUAAUUACAGAACUCAAAGAUAUUUAUGGUUGGUGCAGGUGCUUUAGGAUGUGAAUACAUCAAAAUGUUUGCACUUAUGGGAUGUGGUAGUGGUGCUUCAGGUUAAGUGACUGUUACUGAUGAUGACAAUAUCGAGGUUUCCAAUUUGAAUAGGUAAUUCUUAUUUAGAAAGAAUAAUGUUGGAUCUAACAAGGCAGCAACAGCAUGCAAAGUAGGUGAAUAAAUGAAUAAAACAUCUAAAUUCAAAUCAUAUGCACUCAGAGUAGGACAAUAAAAUGAACCAAUCUUCAAUGAUCAAUUUUGGGAUGGAUUAGAUAUUGCAAUCAAUGCAGUUGACAAUGUUCAUGCUAGAAAAUACAUUGAUAAUCAAUGUUGCUAUUAUGGUAAACCAUUAUUUGAAAGUGGAACUCUUGGUACUAAAUGCAACUCCCAAUUGAUUCUUCCAAAUCAAACACAAUCUUAUAGUGAAUCAUAGGAUCCACCUGAGGAUUCCAUUCCUUUAUGCACAUUGAAGAACUUCCCCUAUUAAAUUGAGCAUACCAUCUAAUGGGCCAGAGAUUACUUUGCAGGAUUCUUCGAAGAUGGAUCUCAAGAUUGUAUCAAAUAUCUAGAGAAUCCUGAAAAUUAUCUUAAGAAAAUUUUGAAUGAACUUAAAAACCAACCAGGAGUGUUAAGACCAAAAUUAGAAUCAGUCAAGAAAUUUGCUGAAGUUGCUAAAAAGCCUUCAUUACAUUCUAUUGUGGCUUUGACUAAAAAUAUGUUCUAAGACAUUUUCUGCAAUUAAAUCAAAUAAUUACUUUACUGUUUCCCACCUGAUCACAAAACCUCAGAAGGCUAAUUGUUUUGGACUAAUCCUAAGAGACCACCAACUCCAAUUGAAUUCGAUCAAAAUGACCCUCUUCAUCAACUCUUCAUUCACAGUGCAGUUAACAUUUUCUCAUAGAUUUUCGGUUUGCCCAAGUAAGAUAAUUUCAAUGAGAUUGCCAAGAUCUUGCCAUCCAUCUAAGUCUAAUAGUAUGUCCCAAAAUAAAUGCAAAUAAAAGAAAAUGAGAAAGAUCAAAAGGAAGAGAAAUCUGAAGACGAUGAAACACAAAUCCAAGCCUUAACUCAAGAAUUAGAGAAGUUGACUCUUGAAAAUAAGGAAGUCACUAAGUAAUUGCAAGAAUGUGCAUUUGAAAAAGAUGAUCCAACUAACUGGCACAUUGAAUUCUUGUCUGCAGUCUCCAACUUGAGAGCCAGAAACUACAGAAUCCCAGAAGUCCAACCAUUCUAAGUCAAGUUAAUUGCAGGCAAGAUCAUCCCUGCAUUGGCCACAACAACAGCAAUGAUUGUGGGAGCAGUAGGACUCGAAAUCUUUAAGUAUAUUCUCAAGAAGAAUGUCACAAAAAUGAGAAAUGCCUUCAUAAACUUGGCAUUGCCACUCUUCCUGUUUUCAGAGCCCUUGCCACCUGGAGAACAUUUGGACUAGGAAUACAAUAUCCUCUUAUUGGGACCAACCAAAGCCAUUCCAGAAAGUAUAUAUUCGAUUUAUUCUUAGAGUGGACUGCUUGGGAUAGAAUCACAAUUAAUUAAUAGAUGACUCUAGGAUAAUUCAUAGACUACUUCAAAGAAAAGUAUCAGGUGACUGUGUCUAGCAUCACCUUUGAUAAAUACAUCAUCUAUAACAAUUACCCAUAGCCACCAUAGGAAAAGUAAGUGUAUUCAUCUAAUUAUUUAAGUUUCAAUAAAGAUCUAAGUGUAUUGUUUGUUGAAAAUGCAUUCCAGCCACUUCCAGCUCACAGAAUCUAUCUAGAUUUUUAAGUGAGUGGAGAGCUAACAAUCAACGGCAACGAAAUUAAUGCCGAUUUUGCCCCUGUUAAAUAUCAAUAUAAAAAAUGAGUUAUUCAAUAAAUAAUAAAAUUAAUAUUUAACAG
Paramecium octaurelia is the source of this 3269-nucleotide messenger RNA. The record is from the annotation of a GenBank genome assembly. NCBI's taxonomy places the organism in Eukaryota, Ciliophora, Oligohymenophorea, Peniculida, Parameciidae.